Haliotis rubra (blacklip abalone) is the source of this 1527-nucleotide messenger RNA. Its product is annotated as BTB/POZ domain-containing protein KCTD7-like. The record is from RefSeq and is a predicted model, not a curated record. The transcript has 2 exons. Gene Ontology annotation, molecular function: protein binding. The coding region runs from base 141 to 797 and encodes 218 amino acids. Gene Ontology annotation, biological process: protein homooligomerization. Lineage: Eukaryota; Metazoa; Mollusca; Gastropoda; Lepetellida; Haliotidae.
GUAUCCAGAUUUCGAUAUUAAAACCGAAAGUAGAACAUAAAAGUUGAGGAAAGUUCCAGCACAACAGUUCAACUGCUCAACUCUCCAGUGAACCACACUCAUUCCUCGUAGACUUCACUGCAUCAUCAGGUGACAGAAGGAUGGAGUUCCCUGAAAUCAUUGAUCUAAAUGUGGGCGGACGACAUCUCAGCACCCGUGUUUCAACUCUCACCAAGUACCCGGGUUCCAAGUUGGCCGAUAUGUUCAGUGGGAAGUACGCUAUUCCCCAAGACAAGGAUGGCCGCUUCUUCAUCGAUGCGGAUGGAGACGUUUUUGUCCACAUCCUCAACUUCCUGAGGCAUGAGACGCUGCCCCCUCCCGACCAGGCUAUUGAUGUAAAUAAGUACGCAAACAUAUUUGGCAUAGAGCAAUUAAGAGCUAAACUUUUAAAAUGGGAACCAGUCUUGAAACAGGCUUUGAGAGACAAGUGGAAACGAGAGAUCGACGGAUAUGAUGAUUGCUUGAAUCAGGUGCGAGAAGGGUUGAUCGCAAGUCGGUAUCAAAGAGGUCACCUGUACAUUCAAUUUACGGAUUCAUUUCAACACGUAUUCUCCUCGUGCAAGGUGGUUGGUAUUCCCGAGGGGCAUCAGGUGAUCAACGUGAAAUAUUCCUCCAACAAAACGGACGGUACGAGUCUUGUCGCAUUCCUCAAUGACGAUCUGAAACGUAUGGGUAUUUACCUACAGCCGGGAGACUUCCGCCCUAAACCAGAGUGUGGUUGUCGCGUGGUCCUGCACUACAUGAUAAAAUCCGAGUAAUUGAUGUACACAAAUCAACAAACGCGUGUAGUGAAAUUCAAUUUCGCACGUGCAACUCGUACAUCUGGCUGUUCUACUAGCAAGUUGUCCCCCCUCGUAAGAAAUAGCGUGAAGUAACAACAAAAUACUAAUCGUUUGUUAAACAACUUUUUAUUCGGGUGUCUAAAAUUAUGAGACAAAUCAUUAGAGUUGGUCUGUCGAUUUCACGUGACUGUGCUAAAUUUGGUUUUGUUGCAUUUAUUAGCUUUUGUGUAAGUGAACAAUUCAUCGGUCUCAAAUGAAAUCAAACGGACUGUAGUGUACACGUACGGACAUUCUGUCACUUGAAUACACAUGAGCUGUGUUUGUAUCGUAUGCAUUUUAUAAUAAAGAUCUACAGAUUCUGCUGAUGUUCCAGUGAUUAAUACCGGAUUAGCUCCGUUAUGAUCAUUACUUCAGCAGUCACAAAACAUUAGGAUGGAGUGCUCCAGACCAGAGACAUUAUCCUCAGAAGUGAGAUCCACCUAUAUCAUGGUACGGGAAGAAUCAGGAUUUCGAUCUGACAACGUCGGGCUGAAAGUAAUGUGGAAAGUGGCACUUUUGUGAAAUCAAGUGUUCAAGGAUAAUGUCUGUUCUUCACAAGUGAGAUAACAUGUGUGACCUUUCAUUGAUACAUACGUUUUAGACGAAUGAUUUAGUGUGGAUGAUGUUAAGUAAUUUUUAUUGUGAGAGCUAUAGCUGCUUAGUGUUU